This is a messenger RNA of Prunus persica (peach), 1347 nucleotides long. RefSeq lists its product as uncharacterized. The transcript is spliced from 11 exons. Bases 263 to 1135 code for a protein of 290 amino acids. Gene Ontology annotation, molecular function: DNA binding. The record is from RefSeq and is a predicted model, not a curated record. Lineage: Eukaryota; Viridiplantae; Streptophyta; Magnoliopsida; Rosales; Rosaceae. Gene Ontology annotation, cellular component: RNA polymerase III complex. Gene Ontology annotation, biological process: transcription by RNA polymerase III.
GCAAAGAACUAAAAAGCCGAGACAACCCUUUGCUUUUUGCACGUACUGAAAGAUGGUGUGCGAGUAUAAAGGGGCGCACGUCCACGUGAAGGCACACAGAAGCACAGCUUAGGGCCUAAGCGGCGCGCUAUAAAAGCUGGAUUUGUUGAAAGCGAGAGAGGGGUUUGGUUUGGUUUGAUUAGCGUUAGCCACCCUCUCUGCCUCUCCCACAGUCAUCACUCUGCUUCAUUCUCUUUCAUUACAGAUUGUCAUUUAAUCUCCAAUGGAGCCAGAACGAGCUCCCAGGAAGAUGAGAUUCAUACCAAAAGCUCCCCGCAGAGUGCCAAAGCCUGAAGUCAAAACCGAAGUGGACCAUGGGGCGGAGGAGUCUGAUGCUGAAAAGGCUAAGGAAUUGCUGAAACGCUUCAAUGAACAAUCAUCAAGGGCGAGGCUCAAAGUUGAAAAGAAAGUGGUGCCUACGCAAAUUGUAUUUGGUUAUGGUGGUGCAUCAACAACCAUGAAAUCAUAUGGUGCUCCCAAAGGUGGGAGCGCUAGUUCAGCCACCAAUGCUGGUGCCUCAGGCGUGAAAGAGGAGAAAGAAUACAGUUCACCAUGGGAUCAAUACAGUUAUUACCCUGUAACUCUUCCUCUGAGACCGCCAUAUUCUGGAAAUCCUGAGAUUCGUAAUGAGGAAGAAUUUGGGGAGGGUUCAGAGGAAUCAACUUAUGAUGAAAAUUCAACAACACCAGCAAAUGAUCUUGGGCUAUUGGAGGAAAAUAAAGCAACAAGUAUGUUCUUUCUUCAGUUACCGCCAAAUAUGCCUACAAUAAAACGAUCAGCUACAGCAGAUAGUCAAGAGGUAACAAAAAGCUCAGGGCCACCUGGAGGUGCACGCAAUAUGCAGAAGCCUUGUUCUUUGUCCGAGUUACCCGCUGGCUUCAUGGGUAAGAUGCUGGUGUACAGGAGUGGUGCUGUCAAGAUGAAGAUAGGAGAUAGCCUUUUUGAUGUCUCCCCAGGAAUGAAUUGCGAUUUCGCCCAGGAUGUUGUGGUUGUUAAUAAAGCAGAGAAAGGCUGUGGCAUUAUCGGGGAGCUGAACAAGCGAGCCAUAAUAACCCCAGAUGUAGACUCCAUUUUAGCAAGUAUAGAUGGUUUAUGAUAGUUUUUCCUCAUUUGCAAUACAAUUUUGGUUCCUAGGUCUAUAUACCUUUGAGAGGGAAAUUAUCUUUGUUAGAAACUAUCAGAGAAAAUAGUUGACAAGUUCCAAUAGCAAGACUAGUUAGGAAUUUUUUCCAGUAUACCAGCAGCCACCAUAAUAUGCAGAACAGUGGAUUGUUUUAUACUCAUUUCAAAUGAACCUAUUGCAACUAA